UCUGGGGAGUCCAAUACCCAACGCCCUGGUGCGUCAGCGUCGGCUCGUCCCGCCCUCAAUUCGCAAGCUCUACCCUUUGAGGUCGUCGGCCGCAAUCCUUCAUUUGGGGUCGAUCAUCCGCCCACUGCACGCCCACUGCACGCGGCCGCCAGGGGGCCAACUGUUUUCGGGACUGGAGACGACUCCAUGCUCGUUUCUGUUUUCUUCUUUGGGCCAUUAGGCGUAGAGGAUGCGAUGAAUCGAGCCUUGGGGGUCCUUCGGGUCCCGCUCGAUCAUGCUUGCUUUCUCAGAGCCUGUCAUCGAUCGGGACGCUACGGGUCCCUCACCACCACGAUACCCUCCAACCCCCAGGCCGUUUCUAGGUUCCUCUCCCACAUACUCCUCUACAAUGAUACUUCGCCUCAACCCUGGAGUCUUUCACGAUUGCCUGUAGGACCGGGUUCGUUGCAUCCCGUCACAGAAUUUAACAUGAAAUUCAGGCUUAGUGGAGAUCCUUCUCAGUUUGAGGUAAGAGGAUUCAAUCACAUUGCAUGCAUCCCAGAGGCACGUCGCGUUAAGGUGUUUCCUGUCACUUUUCAGAGUCCGCCCUGGAGGCCUGUGCCUAUUCUAGAGCAGUCGUCGAAGUCGAUGCUUACUCCAUCCACCCGCAUGACAUGCAUUACGUGGGAUCCUCCACGGGUCUGAGCCGAACCGAUGCGGCGUAGAGAGUUCUCGCCGCGCACUUGCAGGACGCGAUGAUCCUCCAAGGGGGGCAUUUACAACAUGUCGCAAAACC
This is a messenger RNA of Ilyonectria robusta, 775 nucleotides long. RefSeq lists its product as uncharacterized. The record is from RefSeq and is a predicted model, not a curated record. NCBI's taxonomy places the organism in Eukaryota, Fungi, Ascomycota, Sordariomycetes, Hypocreales, Nectriaceae. The transcript has a single exon. The coding region runs from base 187 to 684 and encodes 165 amino acids.